UUUUUAAAGAUAUUUAAAUCUUAAAAUGAAGGUAAUAUUCUGUAUCUUUGCUCUGUUCUGCACCACGCAAACCCUUGGGUUUGAAAGCUGUGAAGAAUGCCUUGAAACUAUUCCUCUAAUUGGAACCUGGAUCCACGAAGGAGCAGAUGAUAUCGCGUCCUGGCUUGAGGAGAACUAUUGUCCUACUGUAGAGGAUGAAGAGUGUGCUAUGCAUGUUAACGAGAUGUAUCCAACUAUGCUGGAGAUGAUCGCUGAGGAGUUUAUUAUUCUUAACUCUGUCAGAAUUUGCAACCAUGUUCACGCCUGUGAUUUGAAGGAAACAGAUCCUAUAUUGAAGGAAAUGACAUGCCAGGAUUGCGAUAGAAUUCUUGGAGAUGUCAGAGACAUGCUCACUGAUAGAGAUCAAGUUCAAGAAAUGGAACAUUGGCUGGAACGUCACUUCUGCACUGAAGAAAUCCCCCACUGUCCGAGAUUUGUGAGGACCCACUUCUACCCAAUGCAUGAAAUGGCAAUGAGGCACUUUCUCCACCCUCAUGACAACUGUGUCAGGCUGGGAUACUGUCAGUAGUGCAUGAGAUGCAAUAAGUUGGUUCCAUUUUCAUGCUUUUUAGAACUUUAAAUGGUUCCACAAAAUCUAAGAAACUUUUUUAAAUUUAAAAAUUGUUUGUAUUGAACGUUUUGUUUUCUUACACUACGCUAAGUUUUAACCCUUAGAGAAAAUAAAAAAUAAAACGAACUAAAAAACGAAUAAAAACUUGUUAAACAAACGAUUUAAGGUUCGUUUUGCUUUCGUUUUUCUUUUAGGAUAAAAAUGCAGUAACGUUUAAUAAAACAAAUCAUAAUACAUUAAACAACCCAAAAUGAAAAAUCAUGGCGUUAUUAAUUAUAAUAAAUAUUGUUUUUCUUUGAAUUAUAUUUAAGCUGUUUAAA
Messenger RNA from Eurytemora carolleeae, 930 nucleotides. RefSeq lists its product as uncharacterized. The coding region runs from base 26 to 568 and encodes 180 amino acids. The transcript has 5 exons. NCBI's taxonomy places the organism in Eukaryota, Metazoa, Arthropoda, Copepoda, Calanoida, Temoridae. The record is from RefSeq and is a predicted model, not a curated record.